AUGAUGAAUUUGCCACAAAUAAUUACAACUUUAGUUUUAGUUUUCCAUUUGGUUUUAGUUACAUGUGAGACUGAUGAUUGUGGCCAUGACCUGAGCACACCAACUGGUUUGGACAAAUUUAUUGAUUUCAAAUUUUUGGGACGAGUUCUUCGAAAUAUGGUCCCUUUCUUAAGCCCCGAAGUCAAGAUGAAGUUCUAUUUAUACAAAAGAGCCUUUCCAACUUGUGGACAAGAGAUCCGAUUGGACGAUGACUCCCUUGAAAGAUCAAGCUUUAAUGCUUCACAUCAAACAAGAAUAAUUAUUCACGGUUGGAUGAGUCAAAGCAAGAACUCACUUAAUCGUGACAUAAAGGAUGCUUACCUCAGCGUUGGCGACUUCAAUGUGAUCAUAGUUGACUGGAGUGUGAUCUCAAGCACGCUGAAUUACUUCAGAGUCGUGAAAUUGAUUGAAAACUUUGGCAGAAUCGUGGCAAACUUUGCAAAUCAUCUGCAUUCCACAUUGGGUGUGGAUUAUGAUGACAUCUAUUUGAUUGGUCAUAGUCUUGGGGCACAAAUUGCUGGCAGUGCUGGGAAACAAAUUAGACCAGCUCAGUUUAAUACGAUAUUUGCUCUUGAUCCAGCUGGUCCAGCAUUUAGAUUUAAGGGAAUGGAUUGUCGAAUUGAUCCAACAGAUGCCAAGUAUGUGGAGUCCAUUCAAACGAGUGUGAAUUUGGGACAGAUUCAACCUAUGGGACAUGCUUCAUUUUUCCCUAAUAAAGGUAUUUAUCAAAAAUGCCUUGGAUAUGGUUGUUCACAUAGUCGAGCUUAUGAGUUCUUUGCGGAGUCAAUAACUAGUACGAGAGGAUUCUGGGGUUCAUUGUGUGAUAAGAAGGAGAGGAAGUGGAGUUGCCCGGAGGAGGGCAAACAGUACAAAAUGGGUGGCGAGCCAUCACAACCAAAGACUGGUACUUUUUAUGUUAGAACUAAGGCAACGUCUCCUUAUGCGUUAGGGAGGUAUCAUAAAUAUUUGUAUGCUUAA
Messenger RNA from Episyrphus balteatus (marmalade hoverfly), 1017 nucleotides. RefSeq names its product phospholipase A1-like. NCBI's taxonomy places the organism in Eukaryota, Metazoa, Arthropoda, Insecta, Diptera, Syrphidae. The transcript is spliced from 3 exons. Gene Ontology annotation, molecular function: lipase activity. The record is from RefSeq and is a predicted model, not a curated record. Gene Ontology annotation, biological process: lipid metabolic process. The coding region runs from base 1 to 1017 and encodes 338 amino acids.